Molecule: messenger RNA, 453 nt
Organism: Exophiala spinifera
Lineage: Eukaryota; Fungi; Ascomycota; Eurotiomycetes; Chaetothyriales; Herpotrichiellaceae
Exons: 1
Coding region: 1-453 (150 amino acids)
Source: RefSeq, a predicted model, not a curated record
AUGAAUCCAACUCCUGAGGAACGGUUCGAGGAGGCGUCCAAGCACGCUCGCCUCAUCAACGCCCUUCUCUCCCACCCAGCAUGCCGCUUGAUGCCAGACGGCAGGCCGCACAAGACUCAAACUCCCCUGACACUCUACUGGGUCAUCGACUUCGAACUCAACACCUGGAACAACUACGUCUUGCCUCUCCUCCCUCACAACGCGGCAAAGAAUAGUCGCGCUCUAGCAAUCCUUCCUGGCUCGGACUUUACCGAGAGACCCCACCUCCUGGCAGAUGAUUUGUACCCCCGUAUGAGCGUUGGAGGACUCAACGAGAAGUGGUCAGACUCCGUCGGACGAAGUGUAAUGAUCACCAGCAUUAUCUUAACACCAGGCCAACAGAUGAUGUUUGGCGGCCUGUUUCCGUUUGGCCCCGAAGUUGAGGCCGCGGCGAGAGAAUUUGGCAAGGACUAG